Messenger RNA from Stereum hirsutum FP-91666 SS1, 4088 nucleotides. RefSeq lists its product as uncharacterized. Gene Ontology annotation, biological process: protein import into peroxisome matrix, docking. The record is from RefSeq and is a predicted model, not a curated record. Gene Ontology annotation, cellular component: peroxisomal importomer complex; peroxisomal membrane. Gene Ontology annotation, molecular function: signaling receptor binding. Lineage: Eukaryota; Fungi; Basidiomycota; Agaricomycetes; Russulales; Stereaceae. The transcript is spliced from 13 exons. The coding region runs from base 1 to 3963 and encodes 1320 amino acids.
AUGCAGUCCACUACCCCACACUCAAGGCUCGAGCUCAUCCAGAAUGCCGUCGCCUUUCUCGCCGACCCAAAGACCCAAGGGUCACCCCUCGCUCAGAAAGUGCAGUUCCUCGAAGCAAAGGGGCUGAACAGCGCAGAAAUCGAGGAUGCUCUGAGGCAGGCUGCUGCUACCACACAGAAUGGUUCAGCACCAGCAGGCCCUUCGUAUCAGCAGCCGUUCAAUUCUUACUAUGGUCCCUCGCCGUACGCGUCUGCUGUGGCCCCGAUCGCGCAACAGUGGGACUGGCGGGACUACUUCAUUACAGCCGUAAUCUCUGGCUCUGUUGCAUAUGGUGCUAUUGCUCUCGCCAGGAAAUAUCUCCUGCCGCACCUCCGGCCACCGACCUCUACCGCAUAUGAAGAAGACCGGGACGCGCUCACUGCCCAAUUCGAUGCCGCCGAAGCCCUGCUGAAAGAAAUACAGGCGGACACCGCCGCGGUCAAGGUGGCGGUCGAGGAACAGGGCGCGAAGGUGGACAGGACUGUGGCUGAUGUCGAGGACGCGGUGAAGGAGAUGCGUGAGGGCGAAGUGAAGACGAGGGACGAAAUGCGCGAGAUCAGAGAAGAGGUGAACAAUAUUCGGGAUAUGCUCCCCAAGAUGAUCGAGAAAAACAAGGAGAGCCAGAACCAGUCAUUAGCGGAACUCCAACAAGAGCUCAAGUCGCUGAAAGCGCUUCUGCUCAGUCGUGGUCCUUCUGUCGGUGGCGCACCCGCCUCUCCGUUGCCCAAGAUCCCUGCACGACCUUCGAUACCCGCAUGGCAGCUGGGUCCUUCUUCUUCUGGCCUUACACCACCACCGUCUUCUAGCUCUGCCCCCCUGUUCUCAUUACCGCCUUCAUCCUCCUCACCGUUGCCUAACGGAAAGGGCAAGGAGGUCGAUGUGGCCCCGGAUGCUGAGGGGAGCGCCCCGCCAGCGCACUCUCCGCCCAACCCCACACGGGCGAGACAAUCCGUGAUGUUCUCCCAAUUCCGCAACGUAGUCGAAGGCCUCGCACAGCCCGUCCACCGCCCCUCCGCCUCCCAAGAAACUAACACUAUACCCCGAACCUCUUCCCCCGCUCCCUCCGUCGAUGGAACAGGAAAUGGAACCGCGCGCUCGGGGAGCCCUGCGCCUGGACAUGGACAUGCGUCGUCUGCGUCUGUGGAUAGACCGAAGGGGAGAUUGGAGGAUCGGUUGAGGGCUGCGGCUGCUGCGAGGGCUGGCCACUCUUCGUCUUCGUCUGCUGCUGCUGUUACUGCUGUUACUGCGAAUCAUGGCCCUGUUAGCUCUAGUGGUUCUGGAGAUUCUGUUGUGAGCGCAACCACAAACACAAACGCGAGCCCAUCCACGACCACGAGCAUGGCCGCGAACCCGACCACGAACGCCAUCGCACACCCGAGUCCACGUACACCCUCGAUGAGCCAUACCCCCCGCGUAUCCACCACCAACACCACCACCACCGCAGUCCCAGUCCCAGUCAUCGACCAUCCACUCUCACCCACCGUCCCCGCUUUCGCUUCAUCCAUCCCAUUACCGAUGUCGCCACCUCUACCUCUACCUCAGCCCGAACAGCAACAGCAACCACAACCGCCACAGCCACAGCCACCACAAGAACAGGAACAACUCUCUAUUCACGCUUUGAACACGGAUGGAGUCUCGUCGGUUGUGACUUCGCAGCCGCCGAGCGCUAUUGAGAUACCGAUACCGGUACCUGUGGUGGAGGAUAAACAUCUUGGAGUCGAUGUUGAGUUGCCAAGUUCGCCGGAUGGGGCUGUCGGAGACGAGGGUAAAGAGUUGGGAGCGUCUGCGCCGCCUUCCGAGGAGCAGGUUUCGUCCCCUGGAGAUGGCGCAGAAACUAGUGUCGAGGAGGGGAAGAAACUGGAGGAAGAGGUAGAGGUUCCGGCUCAGACGGAAGAGGUAGAGGUUCCGGCUCAGACGGAAGAGGUCACCACGACGGGUGAAGCUUUGUCGGCUGUCGAGCCUACUUCACAGGACGAACCGAAGGAAGAGGAGAAAGCAGAAGAGACGAACGAGGCUCUCAACACUGAGCAACAAGAAGUACCUAUCGCCAAUUCCUCAAGUCCCAGCGAAUCCGACGUCGAAACCUUACGCGAACGGCUCAAGCUCGUCGAACAACGGUUCUCCGAUGUGUCCACGUCUUUCAAGAGGCUUCAGUCUGAAAAAUUGGCGGCGGAUAAGGUCGUGCAGGAGCUUACGCCUGUGCAGAGCGUUCAGGAUGCGGAAGGCCUCCGCGAGUUUUUAACCAAUUUCACGCUGAAAGUCGAAAUGUCCCAGGACGAAAUCAAACGUCUGAAUGGCAAACUCAUCCGCCAAGAAGAACGCAUCGACGAACUCCGCGAAACCCACCGCCUCGAAUCGCACUCCCAAUCCGCCCAAAUCGACCUCCUCCGCAAACAGCUCUCCGAAGCCGAAGCGCUCCUCGCCGCCUCCACCUCCUCCUCCACCUCGCUCGAAUCCGCAUCGCUCGCACAAAAAUCCGAGAUUAGCACCCUGCAGGCGGAGCUCGAGAAGACGAAGGCGGCGCUGAAGGAUGAGGAGGAGAAGAGGACGAAGGCGAUGAGUUUGUUGAAGACUGUGAGGCAGAAGUCCUUGAAGACGGAGAAGGAGCGGGACGAGGCGGUUAGAGAGUCGAGGGAGCUAAGGGAGAGGGAGAAGGUGGAGAGGGAGAGGGAGGGGGCGGAGAGGGCGAGGUUGGGGGCGGAGGUGGAGAGGGCGAGAGGGGAGAAGGAGAGUGCGGUGGCGCAGGUGAGGAGGGAGGCGGAGAGGGAGAUGAUGGGCGUGAAAGAGAAGGCGGAGAGGGAUAUGGCGGCGCUGAGGUCGCAUUUUGAGCUAGAGGCCAUCACUUCCAAGUCGUCGUACGAACAAACUCUGUCAACCAAGAUCGCGCAAAUCUCGACCCUCGAAUCAUCCGUCCAAGUCCUCUCAGCCGAAAAAGACAGCAUCUUCGACCAACUCCAACUCCGCCAAGCCGAACUCGAAUCCUCACAAUCCCACCUCGAAGUCCUCCAAUCCCAAGCCACCGAACUGCAAUACCAGCUGCGCGAGACGAAUGACCGUCUCUCACUCGCAAGUGAAGAACUGUCCGAGUUCCGUCGGGACCAGGAGUCGAAGGAAGUUGCGCGUGGGUCAUCGUUGGCGUCGAGCUCGGCGGAAGAUGUCGCGCGCCUGCUGUCGUCUGCAGAGGCGAAGUACGAGGCGAAGAUUGCGGAGCUGAGGAGGCAGUUGGCGGGCGUGGAGGCGGAGAGGGACGAGGUGGAGGUGGAGUGGAGUCGGAAGCUGGACGCAAGGGCGAGGGAGGUGGAGAGGUUGAGGGCGGCGGUCGAUUCGUCGGCGAGGACGAGGCAGAGCGAGGAGGAUGUAGUGGAGGGGUUGAGGGCGGAGAUUGAAAAGUUGAGGGAGGAGGUGAAGGGGCAGAGGGGGCUGGUGGAGCAGUGGCAGGCGAAGGCGGAGCAGUUGGUUGAUGUUGAGAAUUCUGCGAAGCAGAUACAGGCGGAGCUCAAUGCGAAAAUCAAGGUGCUUGAGCAACACCUGGAGGAAGUCAAAGUCCGUGAAUCUCAAGCGCGGGCGCACAACAAAACAUUGCGAGACGAGUUACGCAAAGUCCAAUCUUCCGCCGCACUCCUAGAGCGCCAGCGAAACCCGGGUGUAGGCUACUGGAGCUCCCCGCGAGCAGAGCCCCCAGUGGAGAGUCCUCGACCAGCUUCGCCUGUAUCUUCGUCUGUGCCAUCACGGAAUGGGUCGCCGAGGGUCGGAUCGCCGUCGCCAUCGACUGCGAACGAGGAAGAGGUCAAUCUUGAGUAUUUGAGGAACGUGAUCUUGCAGUUCCUGGAGCACAAGGAAAUGAGGCCAAAUCUGGUCCGGGUGCUUUCUAUCAUCUUGCAUUUCACGCCCCAGGAGACUCGUCGGCUGAUAGCCAAAGUCUGAUGGUACAUUUCCCUAUUCAUCUAUCUUAUUCUUUGUUUCUGUCGUCUUUCGCACAUCAUAUCAUAUCGUAUCCGCGUUCAUCUGCAUGCUAUGGACAAUAUUCUAUUUUGUUGGAUCAUAUACCA